CAUCGAAACUGCUCCCCCACGACUUCCCUUCACUUACAUUUCAUCAUUUGACUUCUCUUCCUAAAUAUUCUAGGGGUCCUCAAUCCUCAAAGGCUUCAUUUAUUUCUUCUCUUCUUACCUUCUACACUUCCUCACAUACUUCCCUCAAUACCUAGGCUAUAUCCUGGGUCUUCCAUAGCAGUCUCACAAUCACCGACCACCCAUCCUUUCAUUGAUUAUUGACCAAAGGUUAUAAGAAGGCCGCGUUUGGGCAGAAGUGAAGUCAGAAGCCUCACUUCACUGUCUGCAUUAAUCCGAUCCAUCCAAAAUGUCGAAUCCUCCACCACCUCCUCCUCCCGGUGGCCCCAAUCAGGGUCCUCCUGUCGUUCGUCAACGACGAAUCCAGGGACCAACAUCUGCUUUGACAGACUUUCUUGCUUCUCACAAUAUCGACGCCAACAGGAUUCGAAGGGAUGCCGAAGCGCGUCGAGCUGCAGCGCAGGCCUCCUGGGAUGCUGAGAAUAGUCGGGAGCAGUCGGAGGAAGCAGGGCUCGAAGAAGAAACACCUUUGGAGGAGAAGCCGUUGACCAAAGCCCAGCUAGCGAGGAAUAAAGCUACUCAAAAGGCUGCCGCCAAAGCCAAAGCCUCCAAGACGUUUCAAAAAGCUCAAAGGAAAGGCAUGGACUUUUCCGACUCGGACGAUGUUGACGAAGACCUAUACGGCGCAUCUAGCCUUCCAAAGAUCGGCCAGUUUGAGAACUGCCAGAUCUGUUACAUCCGGUUUUCCGUUACCCCUUACAGCCGCACAGGGCCUGGUGGCGGGCUACUCUGUAUGAAAUGUACUAAGGACUUGGACGAUGAAGAAGGGGGUCCGAGGAAGAAGCGGAAAACUGCUGCCCGUUACAACCGUCGCAACAUCGAAAGCGAACGCCUUGAGGGCACAUCUGCUCGUGGUGCAAGAGACUUGGUAUCGCAAUGUGUGAGUACGCUUGCGAACAACGUCCACCAAGCAGAAGAUUUUGGCGACCUGCCUCCAGUUCUUGUGGAUAAGCUGGCGCAGCUCUUGUCGAAGAGACGCAUGCUGGAUUCCAGAACUCUGGACCUAUUCUUGAAGCCAGGUGUCGCAAAUAUCACUGCGUAUGACGGCGCCAAACUAAAAUCCGACGACUACAUUCGGAUAUUCCAGGUCGCCCCAACCAUAAAACACCUACGCCUGCGAAAUGCAAUCCAGUUUAAGGAGAAGGUCAUGGAUUACUUGACCGCCUCCACGGUGGAAUUGGAGUCCCUGAGUCUACACGGCGCAAACCUAAUCGACGACGAGCACUGGACGAGCUUUCUGAUGGCAAAGGGCACCCAUCUUCGAUCCCUCAAGGUCUACCAUACCGAUGUAUCCUUCGGAGACGAGGCCAUGCGCACCAUCAAAGACCUCUGCCCCAAUCUCACCCGCCUCAAGAUCUGCCACAACCAAAAAGUCACCAGCGCAGGCCUCUACCACAUCGCAGCUCUCAAGAACCUCCAGCACCUCUCCCUCGAACUCUACAAACCUACCAUCACAGAACCCUACGUCGAAAUCAUCACCAGCCUCGGCGCCAACCUCAAAACCCUCUCCCUAGUCGGCAUCCCCGACCUCGACGACACUCUCCUCAACGCAAUCCAUACGCACUGCACCUCCCUCUCCAAACUCCGCCUCAAGCGCAACGAAACCUUCACCGACGCCGCCUUCGCCGCGCUCUUUACUAGCUGGCGCAACCCUGCCCUCCGCAUCGUCGAUCUUGGCGAGUGCCGCCACGUUGACAGUCUCACGCUCGACAACCCCGACCGCAUCGGUCUCUGCUCCGCCGGCUUCGAAGCCCUGAUGGCGCACUCCGGACGUCACCUCGGGUCGCUGAAUAUACUCUCCUGUCGCCAUAUUGAGAGGGCGGCGCUUGAGCGCGCGUUUGGAGAGGGGAAGAUGUAUCCGGAGCUCGAGACGGUGGAUGCGAGUUUCUGUGGGGAUAUGGAUGAUUUCGUGGUUGGGUGUCUGUGGCGCAGCUGUCCGAGGGUGAAGAAUUUGAAGGUGUUUGGGUGCUUUGGGGUUAAGGAUGUUAGGGUGCCCAGGGGGAGGAAUUUGUUGGGGAAUCCCAAUGCGAGAGGGAUGAUGAUUGAGGGCGAGGAGGAUUAGUAGGUGUUUUCAGUCUUGGGGAUGGGGAUGGAGAUGGAUGUGUUAUGAUUAGUGUAAGGUGUUUAUAUGGGAUUAUUGCCUUAAUGGGCGAUAUUGGGUUUGCUUCCUGGUGUGAAUAGCAAGCUGGAUUGAUAGGAAUUAAAGCGAUG
Molecule: messenger RNA, 2289 nt
Organism: Pseudogymnoascus verrucosus
Lineage: Eukaryota; Fungi; Ascomycota; Leotiomycetes; Thelebolales; Thelebolaceae
Exons: 4
Coding region: 308-2140 (610 amino acids)
Biological process (GO): SCF-dependent proteasomal ubiquitin-dependent protein catabolic process
Cellular component (GO): SCF ubiquitin ligase complex
Source: RefSeq, a predicted model, not a curated record